Molecule: messenger RNA, 1788 nt
Organism: Entrophospora candida
Lineage: Eukaryota; Fungi; Glomeromycota; Glomeromycetes; Entrophosporales; Entrophosporaceae
Source: the annotation of a GenBank genome assembly
AUGGAACGUCUUGAUGAGGAAAGUGCAGAUUUGGACUAUUUAGAAGAAAAUUUAAAAAAGACAGAGGAAUUGACAAAGAAGAUGACGAGUAUGCUUAAUGUUUUUGACGAUCGAUUAGUAAGAUUAGAGGCUUCUAUUUUACCAAUUCAUGGGUCAACACAAAAACUAACAAAAUUAGUUGACAAUAUUGACAAAACACGUACUGGUGUUCUUGAGAUAAUUGGUUAUUUUGAUUUAGUUGUAAGAGAAGAAGCAACUAUAAAGAAAGGGCCAAAUGAGAAUGAUUUAGUACCUUAUUUAAAAUCCAUUGGAAAAUGUAAAAAAGCUAUGGAAGUUUUAGCUGGAAUGAGAUUAAAAAGCACUGCUAUGUUACAAUUGGAAGAAUUAUUUAGAAAAUGGUUAACCAGCAGGAGUAAUCCUAUAGAACCUCUAUCUUAUAUAACAAAAAAUCUGGAUAUUCCUGGAAUCCCUCAAGCACCAAUACAAAACCUUGCAAAAUUAUCAUCUUAUUUGGAAACAUAUGGACAAGAACUUGAUUACAAGAGUAAUUUUGUUGAUGUAUAUAGUGAAGUAAGAUCCAAUUAUUUGGUAAAAUCUUUAACAUUGCUGGCUCAAGGUUCCAUUAGCACAGCAGAAAGAAGAAAUACUCCAGUUUAUGAAAAAGGAACAUGUGGGUUCAAUUCUUAUACAGAAGCCAUGUUAAGAAUGUUUAAAACUGAAUAUGAAGUGGCAUCAAAAGUACUCUCACAAAAAUUUGUACAAGCUGGCUUCAAAAAUGCCAUUCAACAAUCAUUUGAUAAUUAUAUUGAGACUGGAAAAGUGUUAAAUAAUCGUGUAAGAAGGUUUAUUGAGACUGACUUAUUUUUGGCAUUUGAUAUAUUAGAAUCAUUGAAUAGACAUGUGCUGGCUUUUGAUGAUAUAUUUAUGCUUACAGGUAAAAAAGAUGUGUCAUAUGGUGAACUAUUACAUUCAUUGAAAGGUGUUACUCUUCGAUCAAUUCCUGAAUUCAUUGAAGAAAUUAAAACUCAUCGAACAAAAACAUCUGGGUUACCAUCUGAUGGCACUAUACAUGAAAUGACAAUUAAUACUUUACAACAUAUGAAACGAAUGUCAGAUUAUCCUGAAACAAUUGAACAAAUUUUAUUGACUUUGGGUGAUGGUAAUUGGAAUGUUUCAGACAAAGAUCCAAAUUUUUCAAGAAAUAGAGCAGGCGGGCUUACCGUUGGAAGCGAUGUUGUCAAACAUUAUUAUAGCUUAGCCUUAAGUCUUGAUAGUAAGGCUAGGACUUAUAAAAAGACAUCGUUGACAUGUAUCUUUCUGCUUAACAACUACCAAUAUAUUUUGAAAGCAAUAAGGACACAGUUUUCAAAACUUUUGGAUCCGGAGGUCGAACGUAAAUAUGAAAGUUUAGUUCAGAAAUGUAAUGAUGGAUAUCAGGAUACUUGGAAAGCAUGUUUUGCAAAUCUUAUGGAUUAUACUGUAGUCCGUGGUACUUUAAAAUCCACUUUAAGUCCUAAUGAUAAGCAAACCUUUAAAGAAAAACUUAAAAAUUUCUAUACAGAAUUUGAUGAAAUUUUCAAAAUACAUAAGGGAUAUACAAUUCCCGAUCUUGAAUUACGUAAUAAAGUUACAAGAGAUAUAAAAAUUGUACUUUUACCAAUUUAUAAUCGCUUUUUGGAAAAAUUUCAACAAGCUGAUUACUCAAAAGGUACAUCAAAAUAUAUUAAAUAUGACUCUGCAACUCUUGAAAAUAUGGUUAGCCGAUUAUUUGAUGGUUCUAUAUAUUAA